Molecule: messenger RNA, 3023 nt
Organism: Patiria miniata (bat star)
Lineage: Eukaryota; Metazoa; Echinodermata; Asteroidea; Valvatida; Asterinidae
Exons: 10
Coding region: 79-3009 (976 amino acids)
Source: RefSeq, a predicted model, not a curated record
GACUUUAAAUCCAAGAUGGCGUUUAGGUGCGGAGGACAAUUUUUGGUUUGAAACUCGGAACUCAUCGCCAAAGUCAGGAUGUUCAAUAAUCAACUCAGUGCUAAGGAGCUUUACAGCACCAAUCCAUCUCAGUUUUUACAGCGGUCUGGUUUCCGAACCGACCCUGAAGAUUCAGCCUUCAGCUCCUCACUGAGCCAAAACAACUCCCAGGUUAUGAGCUCACAGAUGGACAACUCCCAAUCCAGCUCCUUUGACAUGUUCUCUCAGAUGAUGAUGUCCCAACAACAAGGCUGCUCACAGCAAACAGAAAACGCAAACAACCCUCAGAGAUUCUACAUGAAGUACAUGUCCAAGGCGCCCCUGUUCAGCAAAGAACCGGACAAGAAUCCCCUACCCAGAAGAAAAAGCUUCCAAGAGCAACUUGAUAGCAACAAACAGAAAGCAAAAGAAAGAGAUGACAGAGAUCUGAUCAACACCUUCAUCAAUCUGGUCAAGGAGUGCACGGAGGAAGUCAAGUCUGCUGCCUCAGACAUCAAGAAAGAUGUGGACAAAAAUAUCUCAGAGUCUGCCUGCCAGUUCAGCAGCCUCAUCCAGAAAAUCAAUGAAGACUUGAAGCAUUACCAUAGCACACUGCUGGAUGCAGUGAAAGUCAGAGAGGACAAGCAGGCCACACUGGAAGCAAUGCAACAAGACCUUGCUGCUAGGGAGGCCAAAAUUGAAGUCCUCGAGACGCAACUGGCAGCAGCUAACAAGCAACGUGAGGAGAGAGUGGUAGAGUCUGUCCUGGAAACCUACACAGAGCAGCAGCAGAAGAACCGAGAGCAGAUGGACAAGAUGCAGGAGGAGCAGCAGGCCUUCUGCAAGACGCAGAUGGACAGACUGCAGCAGGACCAGCAGAGGUAUCUGCAGAGAUGCGAAGCGGAGAGGGAAGCGGCAAAAGCUGCAGAGCCUCAAACAGCCACAGGUAGAAGGGAUGGUUGUGGUGAUCAGCUAGCUGGAGUGAGCCUUCCUCCUCCUGUUACUGAGACCGACUAUCGGCCCCGCUCUUGGCAAGGUUUGCCCCACUACGAACAGAGUGGAUGCAACACCCAGAUGAUGAGAAGCUACCAAGACAAUCCAGGUUUUCAAAACAAGAUGCGUCCACUGCAGUCUAAUGCCAGUAUAGCUCAGCACAAUGAUGUGAGCAUCGGUACCGUCCUCCAACCCACCAGUGCAUCUUUUAGUAACCACGGCAACCGCAUCUCACUCCCCUCCACAUCAGUUGCAUGGCCGAUGCCGCUUGAAAACCAAAACAAAGAGUUGUACCUACAGUCAAGCAACCAGUGCUAUCAAGGUCACAAUCCCUACAACCAAUCUGUAGUCAAUCCACAAGCAAGACCAGCAUUCCCAACAGGCAACAGUUGCGGCCAAGAGAAUAGACCAUCAGGGUUGAAUCUCCAGCAAGGUAAUCAAGCACCGUCAGUGAUGUCUCCACCAGGUACCUCAAAUCAUCAGGGACCGUGGAACUCAAACAAGCUGAAACCAUCUCCUAUGGCAGCCGUCGCCCCACAAGUAAAGCCUCAAGAGGUUGUUCACCCAUCGCGAGAACAGAGCAAUCAAGAUGACAGAGAGGAGACAGGAAGUGAGACUCCACAGGCAGCCGUUCCAAAGAAAAGGAAAGGAAAGAAGAGAUACCAAGUUGCUGUUAAGACCAAGAAACAGCCAUCUAGAGCAAAAGCUAAACAGAAGAGUAUAUCAUUGGAGAGAAAAAUCAAUAUGGAGAAUGACCAAGAAAAUCAGCCCAUUCAUGGAAAGCAUAGAAGAUAUAUUGAUGAGGCAGGCCCCACUGUUGAUGUACGGCCAACACAGGCGAAGAAAAUCCACAUCCAGCCAAAAACGAACGAAGACAUUUAUGAGUACAGGGAAGAAGAAGGGGAAAAGAUUUCCAAUUCCAAACGCAAACCACAAGGGAAGCAGACUAAAAGAGUUCAGCAGGCAUCAAGACACCAGGUUGAGGAAGAUGUUCAGAGAGGGAGCAAAGAUUUGCCAAAGCAGAGAGGUCCUGGAAGACAAACCAAAAAGGUCUUCAAUCCAGCGGCCAAACAACCAGUUCAUCAGUCCAAACUGAUCAAUCAUUUGCCAAAAGCAACAGAUCAGGAUGCCAGCAAAUGUGCUGACACUGACAAGAGAGCGGCUUCUAGUGUCGCACAGAAGUCUAGAGGAAAGCAAAAGGCAAAAUCCUCCCUGACAGGAGCAUCAUCUGAGGAUGGCAUAUUCUCACAGGCGAGAGUUCGCACAUAUUCCAGGGGCCAGGAUGCAAGAAUUUCUAACGCAAAAUCAUCCCUCAGUCAUCCCAAACUCCAGAACCAGAAACCAAAAAGGAAGAGGUCUAUGAAGGAACAGAAACCAGAUGUCAUCAGCUACGGAAGCAGCUCCGAGGAUGAAGACUCUGAGAGUCAAAGACCUAAUGGCAACUUGAGUCAGGAUCUUUCAUCUCAGGAUGAAAGUAAUGAUGACAGGGAAGAACAAACCAUGGCACCAGUAAAGAUCCAAAGAAAAACCAGAAAGCAAGCCAACAAGAAACAGACAGAUAAGCCAGUCAGUUGUCUAGUACAGCCUCUCGUGAGCCAACUGGACACAAUGCCAUCCUUCUCGGACCAGGAGGACAGCUCAGAAGAGAUGAUAUUCUCCUUGAAACUUCCUGACUCCCCAUGUCUACAGAACUCCAGCCUCAAACAAGCCAAAUAUCCUCGGCAGACAGAAGAGCAAGUUGUGCCCAUCGCCAGGAGCAGUGAUAUCCUGAGCACUCCGUACAUCCAACUGAACAAUGAGCAGGACAGCGACAAUGAAUCAGUUGGCACUACCUACUCAGUCAGUGUGGGCUCAGGCAGGAGACUCAGCCGGCAUAUGGAGAGGAAGCGACGACUCAGUCACUACUCGGGAUCCUCCACGUCAGCUGCCAUGGUGGAGAUCACCAACUCCCUGCGACUGCAGCAUCGUAAGAUCAGACGAGUCUCAUCCAGUUGUUAAGGUGUUGCUCCUUU